GUAAUUCUAGAAUUCUAGUGAUUUUGACAAUUGUUGGCAGGCCUGUUUACAGUUCUUUCUGUUUUGGCAGUGGUGUCGAAUUGUGCUUCAAAAUGUUGAUGCCCAAGAAGAAUCGAAUCGCCAUCUACGAAUACCUUUUCAAAGAAGGUGUAAUGGUAGCAAAGAAGGAUACCCAUGCACCAAAACACCCAGAAUUGGAAAGUAUUCCAAACUUGCAAGUUAUCAAAGCUUUGCAAUCCCUCAAGUCUAAAGGCUAUGUCAAGGAACAAUUUGCUUGGAGACACUACUACUGGUAUUUGACGAAUCAAGGUAUUGAGUACCUUCGUACCAUUUUGCACUUGCCUCCUGAAAUCGUACCAUCAACCCUCAAGAGGCAGGCCCGCACCGAAACCACACGUGCGCGACCAGCUCCCUUCAAAUCGGAAACAUCUACCAAACCCGCAGAAGAUCGGGCUGGAUACAGAAGAACACCAGGAGGCCCCGGUGCCGAUAAAAAAGCUGAUGUUGGCGCAGGCACUGCUGAUUUGGAAUUCAGAGGUGGCUUCGGACGAGGGAGGAGUGCACAACAAUAAAUUAAGUUUUGUAUUCUAAUUUUAAUCGACAAAUAAACUUUGUUGGUAAA
Zophobas morio is the source of this 622-nucleotide messenger RNA. Its product is annotated as small ribosomal subunit protein eS10-like. The record is from RefSeq and is a predicted model, not a curated record. The coding region runs from base 93 to 572 and encodes 159 amino acids. Gene Ontology annotation, molecular function: structural constituent of ribosome; RNA binding. Lineage: Eukaryota; Metazoa; Arthropoda; Insecta; Coleoptera; Tenebrionidae. The transcript is spliced from 4 exons. Gene Ontology annotation, cellular component: cytosolic small ribosomal subunit.